Molecule: messenger RNA, 678 nt
Organism: Naegleria fowleri
Lineage: Eukaryota; Heterolobosea; Eutetramitea; Acrasida; Naegleriidae
Exons: 1
Coding region: 1-678 (225 amino acids)
Source: RefSeq, a predicted model, not a curated record
AUGUAUUACUCCAACGUGGUGAACCCACAAACUUACCAACCACCUGUAUCACCCUACUCGAGCAACACAACCAUUUUCGAGGCAAUUUCCUCAUCCAACUUGAGGUUUGGAUCAGAGUCCGCCUCUGAGCUGGUUCUUUCUCAAUAUUCACUCUCAAAAGCCGACAUUGAUGGAACACUUUCUCAGCUGAACUCGGUGUUGGCUCCACACUAUGAAAUCAGCAAAUCAUACACCCUUGCAUAUCUGAUCAUCCUUGGUUUAUCCAUUGCAUUAGCUAUUCCAACUAUGGGUCUGUCCAUGUUUCCCAUGAUCAUCAUUAUUUUGAUGAUGCAACCUCUUCAACAGAGUCGAAUCACAAAUUCUUUGGAGCAAAGGGUAAAGCCAUCUUUGAGAGAAAUCAUCAAAAGGGAGAAUGAAACCAAAUAUUUGAGAAGAAACGUCGAAUUGUUUGUCGAACACAAAGGUUUCAUGGAUAUUGUUUCGAAUGGCCGAUAUGUUGUACCAAGAAUGGUUCCAACGAUCGAGAUUUACUUGAAACCACUCCAAACCAUUGCUGUUGUUCAGCUUCCACAACAAAAUUUAGCUCAAAUCUCACCAACAGUGCACCAACAACAAUUCAUGCAACCAUCGGACCAUAACUAUCCCGUUCAACAAGCGUUGUCAGACGAUCAUAAAUAA